Messenger RNA from Penicillium subrubescens, 387 nucleotides. RefSeq lists its product as uncharacterized. The transcript is spliced from 2 exons. The record is from RefSeq and is a predicted model, not a curated record. The coding region runs from base 1 to 387 and encodes 128 amino acids. NCBI's taxonomy places the organism in Eukaryota, Fungi, Ascomycota, Eurotiomycetes, Eurotiales, Aspergillaceae.
AUGCAAAGGCUGCUACCACCAACACCUAUCCAAAUCUACAAUCUUGGUUUCGCGGACACGAAGCGUGCCGGACGAGUCUUCGAGACGCGUGGGCACGAUUAUCAGUCACGAUGGCGGAGAUUUGACUCCAGCUGCACGCCAAAGACUACCAAUGAUCGUCUACGAGAAGCCAUGGGCAAAGACUGUCCUUAUGGCUCUCAACUCCGACUCUUCUUGCUCAACCUACUUGACCCCCAUGAGAGCGUUGUGUCCGCUCUUGGGCGGCUGAUGCCAACACGCAACAGUCCAGUCUCCCUGCCGCUGAGCCUCGAUCAAAAACGCCGAGGCCGCGAACCGGCUGUCUCGAGCUACAAGAAUACAGGAACAAUUCAGAAUGUGAAUCUGUGA